Molecule: messenger RNA, 983 nt
Organism: Micropterus salmoides (largemouth bass)
Lineage: Eukaryota; Metazoa; Chordata; Actinopteri; Centrarchiformes; Centrarchidae
Gene: rd3l
Product: RD3 like
Exons: 2
Coding region: 1-681 (226 amino acids)
Source: RefSeq, a predicted model, not a curated record
AUGCCCCUGUUCAGCUGGAUGAAAUGGUCCCAUGAAACAAGCGUGCAGGCUCCGGAUGAAGUGACACAUCUAAAGACCUCAGAGGUCGUACCCAGUCGCAUGUUGAUCAGAGAGCUCCUGUGGCACGUGGAGGAACGCGAGCGGCUGGCAAGGGAGCUGGAGCAGGAGCACAGGUUGGCCCACAGCACCCUGGGUCUCCGCUGGUUUCAGAAGUACCCCAGGUUACGAACCCUCAUCCCCACAUCAGAGCUACACGAGCUUGAGUUCCUGUGUGCCCAGAUCCCACCCAUCCAUGCAGCCACCGUGCUCUCCAGGUUUCGUGAGGUGCUUGCCACUAACAACAUAAGGCCCUGGGAGCUGGCGUCUGUCUUCAAGCAGGUGUUGAAGGACUUCCUGAGCCAAAAGGAGUACGAAGAAGAGGACGACCUCUUAGUGCAGUCAGCAAAGGCACGACAAAUGGAGGCUUGGACCAGCCACUACAAAAUGAAACAGGGCUUUGUCGUACCCACUGUACCCAACUGUGGAGGCCACCCAAGGCAGGAGAUCCCAACAAUCUCCGGGUAUGUGGACCGGGCCAUGCGGCGAUCCAGUUCUUUCACAGGGUCCAACAGGGACUGGGACCUUCCAUUUUACUAUCCAGUUCCUCUCAGGCCCACAGAGGUGUACAGCACAACACUGUGAGGGGACACACUGCUCAAAACAUCCAUGGCCUUGUGUUUAACACAGGGAAAAACAGAAUUCACACCCGUAGACAAGUUAACUUGGUUAUUUGUAGUAGUUGUAGAUACAUCAUAGCUUGUGACCAAAAAUGUGAAGAUAACAUUAGGCUAGGUGGACAAUGUACUGAACUGUUACAUUACAAGAACUAGUUCAGCACCUGAUCGUUUAAAUCCCUGGUUCUGUAGUCCUGAUUACAAACCUCAGAUAGACUUUGUACAGUUGGGCAUGUAUUUCAAAAGAUAUACUGUCAAGUAGUGAAGACA